AACCAAACAGAUAUUUUCCUCUUUUUCUCAGUCGGAGCAAUUUAUAUCCAAACAACGGCUAAGCUGAAGCUUACAUCGCCCAUCAUUCUUCGGAACAGUAAAAAUCGGCGACUUCGAAUUCGAGGUUGAAGCAAAGAAGCAAACAUUUAAUUCCUUUGAUGACUUGUUAGCGAGUUCCGACAAGCCUGUUUUGGUUGACUUCUAUGCUACCUGGUGUGGACCUUGUCAAUUCAUGGUUUCAAUCCUCAAUGAAGUGAGUACUGCUCUGAAAGAUAAGAUUCAGGUCGUGAAAAUUGACACUGAGAAGUACCCUAGCAUUGCUGGUAAAUACAGAAUAGAGGCAUUGCCGACUUUCAUCAUAUUUAAGGAUGGGAAGCCAUUUGAUCGUUUUGAGGGUGCCCUCACUGCUGAUCUGCUUAUUCAACGCAUUGAAAAUUCAUUAAGUGUUAAGCAAUAGCUGUGCAGGUUCAACCAUCUUCUGUAACUGAACUGUUUGAUUGGAGUAAUAAACAUACAGGAGAUUGAGACAGCUUUCAUGUCCGUGCUUUAGAUAUUUCUUGAUAUAAAUUAUUUUGUAUGUGCAGAUGAAUUUUGUCACUGUUUCCAAGGAAUUUGAUGAUAUAGAAAGACAUUGUAUGCUCUGAGAUUGCCCAAUGGUUGCAUUUAUCCAAAGGGCAUCUCGUUUUGGUUGAUGGUAGAAUACAUUUAUUGAACUUAGCAUCAAUGUACUGUUGACUUGGAUCCUCUAUUCGGCACCAGAGUCUACUUUUGUUGACAUGAUAACAAAUCUUUGUAAUCUUUUAGACUAUCAGGCACCUCAUGUUGAUCAAACUGGCAUAGAUCUUUUUAGUGUAGCAUGGUUUUGUUUCUUCAUUAGCAUUCAACCCAAGGUGGUGAUUUCUAUGCAUACGGAAUCUUCUUUCACAUAUAGUUUUUAAUUUGGGAAAAGAUGAUUUUGAAUCAAACUCUUUGACUUAUCAUUUGUGAUUGAGUUAAUUAAUACACAUACUUUUAUCAUUGAAUCAAAUACUUGAUAUUUAGACAUAAAUAUUGACAUUAGUUUUUCCAAGAUAAAUAAACAAAACCAUAAGCUUAAAACAUAUCUCGUCCGUGACUGCCGUGUUGAAGUACUAAUUACAUAGUGGAGGCUGAGAGUCCCAUUCCUUGGAAUUUGGAUAAACCAUUAACCUAUUGGCAGAGUGGCAUUUACUAUGUCCAUGACUGGAGUGGGAGGGAAACAAGAGGAAAUGGAAAUGAGAGCAAAGCAAGACUUGGACUAUGGACAAGACAUAACCCCACCCAUUCUUCCUCUUUCCUCUUCCCUCUACGAUUCUUUCCUCUCUUCCCAUUGCUCCUCUUGCUUCUCCCCUCUCCCCCCUACCUUCCCCCAUAUUCCCCGCCAUGUCCCUCUCUAUUGCUCCCCCACCUGCUCCUCCUCCCACUCCCCUCUCCAUUCCUCCAGCGCCGAAUCGCUCCUCCCCCCCACCUGUCCCGACUCCUCCGACCUGCGCACAGCUCUCCGCCUCCUCCAAUCCCUCCCCUCCACGCCUCCCCAGCUCCACCGCAUUGACGGCCUCCUCACCAACCAUCAUAUGCUGACGUCGUCAUCUCCCGAAGUCGCAGCCAAAAUUCGGCAGGGAGCUAUAGCCAUGGCCGUCGCGAGGAAAUCACGAAACAGAGAUAACGAAGGACAAAGCGACGGCUUUUUACUGGAAGAGGCCGUCUUAAGCUUAGUCAUAACAAACGCCGUGGAAGUACAAGACAAGAGUGGGCGUUCUCUAGGGAUCGCCGUAUACGAUCUGAGUUUCUCUUGGAUCAAUCACAGCUGUUCUCCCAACGCUUGUUACCGAUUCUCAAUCUCGUCCCCCCAUGCGAGGUUGUCGUUUCGGGAGGAUUCCAGUUCCACGCUAAGAAUCGUUCCUAGCGUUUCAGGGGAAGAGUGUGAUGCUUGUAGCUGUGUUGAGCACACAAAAGGGAAUAAGGGAUACGAAUUAGGUCCUAAGAUUAUAGUGCGGAGUAUUAAGAGGAUUAGAAAGGGGGAGGAAGUUUGUGUUUCAUACACUGAUUUGCUGCAACCGAAGGCAAUGAGGCAAUCGGAGUUGUGGUCUAAGUAUCAAUUUACCUGUUCUUGUAGCCGAUGUAGUGCAUCACCUACAACCUAUGUUGAUCGUGCUUUAGAGGAAAUUUCUACUUGCAAUCUCAGCUUUUCAAGCUCAAGCUUCGAUCACAACCUUUAUAGGGAUGAGGCAUCUAAAAGGGUGUACAGUUACAUGGAUGAAACUAUAGCUGAGGUUUUGUCCGAUGGUGAUCCUGAAUCUUGCUGUGAGAAGCUUGAGAGCAUACUAAAUCUAGGUCUUCGCAUUGAACAAGUAGAAAGCAAGGAUGGAAAAUCACUGCUAACUUUCAAGUUGCAUCCUUUUCACCAUCUUGCUCUUAAUGCUUACACAACUCUCACUUCUGCAUAUAGAAUCUGUUCGAGUGACUUAUUGGCCCUCCAUCCAGACGUAGAUGAAUGUCAAUUGAAAGCAUUUGACAUGAAUAGGACCAGUGCAGCUUACUCUUUGUUGCUGGCAGGUGCAACUCACCGUCUGUUUUGCUCAGAAGCUUCUUUGAUUGCAUCUGCUGCAAAUUUCUGGACAAAUGCAGGGGAAUCUUUAGUAACCCUUGCUAGAAGCUCUCUGUGGAACUUGUUUGUGAAGUGGGGCUUUCCUAUCUCAGAAGUGUCUACAAUUGCAAAGCAUAAAUGCUCCAAGUGCUCAUUGAUGGACAUCUUUGAUACCAAAUCAAUCCUUAGCCAAGCACAGAGAGUGAAUUUCGAGAAUAUAUCUAGCGACUUUCUUGAUUGUGUGAGCAACAUGACAGCAAAGAUUUGGAGGUUUCUGGUUCGUGGUUGUCAUUACUUGGAAGUAUUUGAAGAUCCUUUUGAUUUCGGAUGGCUUGUACAUACAUGGGAUUUUCAUGCUCGUGCUAACCGCAAUGAUGAGGAUUCCAAAUUUAUAACAGAGGGUAGUAUUUAUAAACAUCAGGCACAAUGGUAUACUAACGAAAGAAGGAUACACGUGUACGAGGUUGGUAUCCAUUGCUUACUGUAUGGAGGAAUUUUAGCACACAUUUGCUAUGGACAGAAUUCCCAAUUAAGCACUCAUGUUUUGAGCAUUUUGUAUAAUGUAGAGAGCGUUGUACAUUGAUUCAGGAAACAAAUUAAAUUGUGAAUACAAGCAAAUUAGGCAUGCAAAUGUGUGUGAAAAAUAAAUCUUAAUGUUAUGUUUUCAGUAAUUUAAAUUUUUUUA
This is a messenger RNA of Theobroma cacao (cacao), 3290 nucleotides long. Lineage: Eukaryota; Viridiplantae; Streptophyta; Magnoliopsida; Malvales; Malvaceae. The record is from RefSeq and is a predicted model, not a curated record.